Molecule: messenger RNA, 1080 nt
Organism: Sinocyclocheilus rhinocerous
Lineage: Eukaryota; Metazoa; Chordata; Actinopteri; Cypriniformes; Cyprinidae
Product: tyrosine-protein kinase STYK1-like
Exons: 6
Coding region: 184-1080 (298 amino acids)
Biological process (GO): protein phosphorylation
Molecular function (GO): protein kinase activity
Source: RefSeq, a predicted model, not a curated record
AGAAAGAGGACAAAUAAGAUGUACCGGUGGUGACACUGUAUAACAUGGGACAGAGUGAUGUAUACAACAAUGGGAUAUCAUCUCCAUCAUGGAGAUGAUACUAUCUGAAUAGAGACAAUCUGAGAUACAAGGAAGGCUGAACAUCAAGGAGUAAGACUACCUACAACUACAGUGUCCAGCAGGAUGGCGACCUCUUCAAGUUCUGUGUAUUCUGAAUGUAAACCUGGAGACACAUUGUGUGAGGUCCGGGUAUAUGAACAGGAAGUGAUAAUCGUACCGGUGUUGUUUUUGAUGAGUUUCUUGGUCACACUGGUGUUUCUCCUGCUGCUGAGGUUCUGUCCUGAGAAGGUGGAUCACCUGCAACCCAGGUCCAGUCGAUCAACCAGGACUAGGAGAAACUUGCAAGGCAUUGAUGCUCCUCUGGGUCUGAAUGCUCUUGAAGGUGAGCCCAUAGCAUUGGACACUACAUCUUACAUGACGUUCAACCCAGUUCGAGACUCCUAUAGGCAUGAACGUGCCUCAUUCAAUGCCAACAAUGUGGCCUUUACCGAUGGCGGAGGCUCUUUUGGCGCCGCAGCUUCAGCCUUCACAAAGCCCAGGGAACUUCCACGACAGCAACUGCCCGAGAAAUUCAAAGGGGUGUCUCCUCUCCCAGCAUCAUACUCUCUGAAGUCAGACAGCUCUGUCUCACUCUACAGGGCUCGUAUGGAAAACAGAAAUGUGGUUCUGCGUGUACUUAAAGAUUCAGCCAGUAACCAGGAAAGUCAGUCAUUCUUGGGCUUUGCGUCCUUCCUUUCCCAGUUAGGGCCCCAUCCCUUCUUACCGGAGCUUCUGGGAGUUAUAUCCCUGCGAGCUCCUCUCAUUACUGUUAUUGAAGAGAUGGAGAACAGAGAUCUGCUCGGAUUCCUGUGGCGGUGUAGACAGGAUAACGUUGGACCAGACGGCAUGUAUCAGAUGACAGAGAAAAAGAUAUUCACCAUGGCUUCACAUGUGGCCUCUGCACUGGUGAGCACAAUGUUGUUAUCACCACCUACUCAGUGUCAAAAUCCAAGCAUUCUGGCAUUUGAAGUGGCAAUAUAA